GCGUCUUCCACUCCCCACAUUACACAGCUAGUUUCCAACCAACAAUGAAUAGCAUCAAAGCCGUGAUUGUGUGUUGCCUCCUGGUGGCCGUCUCGGCCGGUGUAGACCGAAGGAGAGGUGGACAAGGAUCCAACAGAUUCCUUCCUGGAGGCUUCGGUGGCGUCCACGGAGGUGGUGUCUUUGGAGGCGGUUUUAAUGGUGGCGGAAUCCAUGGUGGCGGUAUCCAUGGUGGUGGAAUCCAUGGUGGCGGUAUCCACGGUGGUAGUGCUAUUAUCGGCGGUGGAGUCUCCAAUGGCCCAAGUGAAUGCAGAUAUUGGUGCAAGACUCCGGAAGGUCAAGCCUACUGCUGCGAGACGGUGCAUGAACCAGAGACACCUGUUGGCACCAAGCCACUCACUUGCCCACAAGUCCGUCCCACAUGCCCACGUUUCCAUGGGCCCCCCACUACCUGUUCCAACGACUACAAGUGUGCUGGCCUCGAUAAGUGUUGCUUCGACAGGUGUUUGGGAGAACACGUGUGCAAACCUCCUUCAUUUUUCAAUAAUCAACUCCUCUUUUAAAAGCAGCUAUCGUUAAUAAGGAGUAAUCGCUUUUCCUGUUGAUAAGGGAAGAUAGUAAAUCUGUGAUUUGUAGAUAUUUAUUUUUGCAUAAUAAAUCCUUGAAUGUUUAUA
Molecule: messenger RNA, 671 nt
Organism: Penaeus indicus
Lineage: Eukaryota; Metazoa; Arthropoda; Malacostraca; Decapoda; Penaeidae
Product: chaperone protein DnaJ-like
Exons: 2
Coding region: 45-560 (171 amino acids)
Cellular component (GO): extracellular region
Molecular function (GO): peptidase inhibitor activity
Source: RefSeq, a predicted model, not a curated record